This is a messenger RNA of Dicentrarchus labrax (European seabass), 4055 nucleotides long. RefSeq names its product caspase recruitment domain family, member 11 (gene card11). Lineage: Eukaryota; Metazoa; Chordata; Actinopteri; Moronidae. The record is from RefSeq and is a predicted model, not a curated record. Gene Ontology annotation, molecular function: protein binding. Bases 373 to 3867 code for a protein of 1164 amino acids. The transcript is spliced from 25 exons. Gene Ontology annotation, biological process: regulation of apoptotic process.
CUCUCUCUCUUUCUGUCUGCCUCUCUCUGUUUCUGUCUGCCUACCUCUCUCUGUUUCUUCUGUCUGUCUAUCUUUAUCUCAGGCAGUGCGUCGGGGCAACGCUCCCAUGCGCUCUUCACUUUAUUUAAAACUCCUCUUUCCCUCUCUGUCUCUCUCUGUCUCUUUCUCUCUCUCUCUCUCUCUCUCUCUCUCUUGGAUAAAUGGAGACAACCUGAGCCUUUUGGAUUUAUGGUGAAAUAACCGGUUUCGUGAUUUAAAAAGAAAGAAAGAAAGAAAACAACAGAAAGAAACAGGCAACACCACACCUUGGCCGAGUUUAAUUUGCCUUCAACUGUUUGGGCUACUCGUCCGCCGCAGCUCAGGGUGUAAGAGAUGGAAAACGGCACAUGUAAUGAUGUGGAGGCGCUUUGGGAGAAGGUGGAGUGCAAACGUUAUGAACUGUGUCGCAUCAUCUCCCCGGCAAAGCUCACCCCCUACCUCCGCCAGUGCAAAGUCCUGGAUGAACAGGAUGAGGAUGAGAUCCUCAACUCCAUGCUGCUCGUCUCCAAAGCAAACCGCACAAGCCGUCUACUUGACAUCCUCCACACUAAAGGUGAGCGGGGGUAUGUGGCAUUUCUGGAGAGUCUGGAGUUCUACUACCCUGACCUGUACAAGCUGGUCACAGGGAACGAUCCCACACGGCGCUUCUCCACCAUCGUAGUGGAGGAGGGUCAUGAGGGUCUGACCCAGUUCUUGAUGAAUGAAGUGAUGAAGCUGCAGCAGCAGUCCAAAGUCAAGACCCUACAGCAUGUAGAGCUCAGCAGAAAGAACUGCACCCUGGAGGAUGAGCAGAAGAAGCUACGGCUGGCAAAUCAGGAGCUUCAGGCCUUCCAACAAAGGUACAAUAAGUUAAGAGAAGAGAGAAACAGCUACAGCGAUGAGCUGCUGAGGGUGAAGGAUGAAAACUACAAACUGGCCAUGAGGUACGCCACGCUGAGCGAGGAGAAGAACAUGGCGGUGAUGAGGAGCCGAGACCUGCAGCUGGAGAUUGAUCAGCUGAAGCACAGGCUGAACAAGGUGGAGGAAGAGUGUAAAAUGGAGAGGAGGCAGAGUCUCAAGUUGAAGAACGACAUUGAGAACCGCCCAAAGAGAGAGCAGAUCUUUGAGCUGGAAAGAGAGAACGAAAUGCUCAAGAUCAAACUACAGGAGCUGCAGUCCAUCAUACAGCCUGGCCCCCUACCUGCAUCAGACAAGGCCAUCCUUGAUAUUUUGGAGCAUGACAGACAGGAAGCACUGGAAGACAGACAGGAUCUGGUCAACCGCCUCUAUAACCUCCAUGAAGAAGUCAGACAGGCAGAGGAACUACGAGAUAAGUACUUGGAGGAGAAGGAGGAUCUGGAGCUGAAGAGCUCCACACUGCAGAAGGACUGUGAGAUGUAUCGCCACCGCAUGGACACCAUCACCAUCCAGCUAGAUGAGGUGGAGAAGGAGAGAGACCAGGCUUUUCGAGCCAGAGACGAGGCCCAGCACCAUUUCUCUCAGAGCCUCCUUGACAAAGACAAAUAUCGCAAGCAGAUCAGAGAGCUGGAGGAGAAGAGCGAUGAACUCCAUAUCGAGAUUGUACGCAAAGAAGCCAAGCUAGCCACCUUGGAGUCUCGCCUUCGACGGCUCUCCAAGGACAGUGUUUUGGACCAGGUUAGACCCAGGGAGUCACAGAGUUUGCCAAGGGACCUUCCUCCGACCAUUAUCUCUCAAGGGGAGGGGUUUAAAAUUCAAUCAGAAUGGUCCAGCGAUGAGUCGCCAGAGGAUAAGUUCUCGCCUCGCCUCAAACGAACCAGACCAGUGAACAGAGUUAAGUCUCCAGUCUGUGUACCCAAAGACCUUCCCAUCUCAGAGUCCACUCAACUUGCAGCUCCGUCAGUCAACGGAGGAGAUUGUCUGGAGAUCCAGAUGCCAAACUCCAACAUCCACAGCAACUCCCUCCCUCCCUCACCCAGCUUCCCGAUGUCCCCCACAUAUCCACCCUCCUCAGCUCCCCCGCACUCCUCCUCCUUCUCCCCAUCCCCAUCCCCCUCGCCACUCCCAUUCACUCUAGUGGAACAGCCCAACAGGUCAAAUAUGCUGCGUUACCGUAACGACAGCAUCCUGUCCACACUCCCCGAGCCGCCAGAGAAAGCAUCGCUUUAUCGCAGAGAGAGGGAGAAGGAACAUGAUUUCAACCCCCGCAGCCUCUCGGACUUUGAUAGUGACAACAUGGAAAUGGAGUUUGAGGACGAAGGGCGUGGUCCACCUUCUGUCCACUCAUCUUCCUCGUCCCAUCAGUCAGAAGGGAUGGACACUUACGACCUGGAGCAGGUCAACAAUAUCCUCAGGAAACUCUCUCUGGAGAGGCCGUUCCGUCCGUCUCUGUCCUCCUUCUCAAGGAUCAGCUCUUCCCUGAAGCCAGUGCAGGAGCUGUCAUUGCCGGGCGACAACCUGCUGAAGGACAUCUCUCUGAUUGGCGGCAAUGAGAGUGGGAUUUUCAUCACAUCCGUCCAGUCAGGCUCCAUUGCUGAGAAGGUGGGGCUACGAGAGGGCCACCACCUCCUGUUGCUUGAGGGAUGCAUACGUGGGGAGAACCAAAGCAUUUCAUUGGAUACCAGCACUCAGGAAGAAGCCCACUGGACUCUGCAGCACUGCUCUGGACCAGUCAGGCUGCACUAUCGAGCCAACUAUGACUCCUUCCGUCGUCUGCAGAGGGACCUGGCGGAGGGCACGCUGGCUUCUGGCGACUCCUUCUACAUACGGGUCAACCUCAACAUCUCCGGCCAAUCAGACAGCUGCUCUCUAAGCGUGCGCUGUGAUGAGGUGGUGCACGUGCUGGACACCAGGCACCAAGGCCGCUGCGAGUGGCUGUGUGCUCGUGUCGACCCUUACACCGGCUCUGACCUGCCUGACCGUGGCACCAUACCCAGCAACUCACGGGCCCAGCAGCUGCUCCUGGUAAAGAUUCAGAAGUUAGUGUAUCGAGGGGGAAAAGAAGAGAAUGAUAGCCACCGCAACAGUAGGCUCAAUUUACAGCCAGAAGAAGCCAGCCCCUCUCCUGAUCCUAAAGCCAGCCCACGCUUGUCAAGAGCCAGCAUCUUCCUCACUCAGAUACUACAGUUUGUCAGCAGGGUGGAUAUCAAGUAUAAGAGGAUGAACAGCAGUGAGCGUGUGAGGAUAAUCAACUCAGGCAGCACAACACUACCCAGACAAGGUUUUGAGACGCUUAGACCAGAAGACGCUGCCGACCCAGACAGUGAGCUAAGCAGGAGUUUGAACUUGAUUCCGUACAGUCCUGUCACCCCCCAGCGGACCCAGAGGAAAAGACCAGUCCUAUUCACUCCCGCUUCUCUAGCCAAAACCAUUAUCCAGAAAAUACUGAACUUGGGGGGAGCCAUGGACUACAAUAUCUGCAAACCAGACACCCUGUCCAAGGAGGAGUUCCAUCUGAAACAGAAUGUGGAGCCCUUUAUUCACUACAAAGAGAAACACGCCACAUUCGAAUGCAUCACCCGAGAAAACAUAGAGGUGGUCGCUGCUAAGGGCAAACACUGCCUACUGGAGGCUGAGCUGAGCUGCGUCAAAGACCUUCUGCGGAGAGAAAUCUACCCGAUCAUCAUCUACGUCAAGAUCUGUGAGAAAAAUAUCAAGAGGUUACGGAAGUUUCCUCAACGCGUGGAGUCGGAGGAGGAGUUUCUGAGGUUGUGCCGGGCCAAAGAGAAGGAGCUGGAGGGCAUUCCCUGCCUCUACAACAGCCUGGAGCCCGACUCCUGGGCAGGAACGGACGACCUCAUCAAGGUCAUCAAAGACCGCAUACAGGACGAGCAGAAGAAGACAGUCUGGGUGGAGCAGGACCUCCUGUAGACACACACACACACACCAGCACAGAUACACACAACGGUCUGUACAUAAAGAUAAACAUGUGUAGCUGAGCACCCCAAACACACCUUGUACAUCAUGUUUCUAUGCAUAUUAUUAUAUUUAUGCUCAGACUCAAAAAUGUGGACACUGUUUUAGACUUUAAAUAAAUGCAUUAUUAUAUAUUUUGUAAA